Colletotrichum gloeosporioides is the source of this 2571-nucleotide messenger RNA. RefSeq names its product Peroxisomal multifunctional enzyme type 2. NCBI's taxonomy places the organism in Eukaryota, Fungi, Ascomycota, Sordariomycetes, Glomerellales, Glomerellaceae. Bases 1 to 2571 code for a protein of 856 amino acids. The transcript has 6 exons. The record is from RefSeq and is a predicted model, not a curated record.
AUGACACCCCGACGUCCCAUCCGCAUCGGUAACUGCUCGGGCGCCAUCAACGACGGCAUCGACCAGAUCUAUCGUCUCGCGAAGUACGGCAACGUCGACGCCAUCACAGCCGACUACCUCGCCGAGUUCAACAUCGCAUGGAAAGCCAUCGAGCUGCAGACGCGUCCGGAGCUGGGCUUUGAGCCCAACUUUCUCGAGCAGCUUGCCUGGCACGGCGGCGACGCGGCACGCCUGGUGGCCGAGAAGCGCAUCAAGAUCGUUCACGAUGGCGGGGCGCUGAAUCCUCGGGGGCUGGCCGAGCGGACAGACGCGUACUUUAGGAGUCUUGGCAUCGGUGAUGUCAAGGUGGCAUGGGUCGGCGGCGAUAACGUGACGGAGGCGGUCAAACGUGGCGCGUUCGGGCGAGUCAUGCAUCUCGACCAGCCCGGCGUUGAGUUUGAUCCGCGGGCUGAAGGGGCCGGCGGCGAGGAGGCGCUUCUAGCUGCCAAUGCGUACACCGGGUACGCGGGCAUCGUGAGGGCGCUGGAGGCCGGGGCGGAUAUUGUCGUGUGCGGCCGGUGUACGGAUGCGAGUCCGGUGAUGGGACUCGCGAGGUGGUGGCACGGUUGGACGGGGACGGCGUACGACGCGCUCGCGGCGAGCCUUAUGGCCGGACAUCUAAUCGAGUGUGGCCCGUAUGUGACGGGCGGCAACUACUGCGGCCAGCGUGAAGUUCCGAACCUCCACCACGCCGGCUUCCCGAUUGCGGAGAUUGCGGCGGACGGCGCGGUGGUGAUCACGAAGCCGGAAGGGUCUAACGGGCUUGUGUCCGUUGAUACAUGCAAAGCGCAGCUAUUGUAUGAGAUACAAGGGUCCUUCUACCUAAACCCGGACGUCAUUGCCGACAUCGAGAAUGCCAAGUUCAGUCAAAUAUCAAAGGGGCGUAUUCAACUAUCUGGAAUCAGAGGACUGCCUCCGCCUCCAACAGCCAAGCUGGCCAUCUGUCUGCUGGGAGGAUUCCAGGCGGAGAUCUCUGCCUACGCGGCUGGUCUGGACACCGAUUUCAAGUUCGAAGUGUUGAAGAGCCAAGUCAUGGGACAGAUCAGCCAGUCAGACUUUACAACCUUCAGCAUCGAGAAGUACGGCUCGGCAGCAACAAAUCCGCGGUCGCAAAAGGCAGCCACCGUGCAAUUUCGGAUGUUCGCCCAGUCUCAUAAAAAGGAGGCCUUUGAGCAGUUCAAACGCGCUGUAUUCUACAACGGCUUACAGGGCUACUGUGGACUGCAUCUGGGGAUGGAUUGGCGCACGAUGGAGCCCCGGCCGUUUGUGCGGUACUUCCCCGCGUUGAUACCACAGUCCAAGAUCCCCUUGUCCGUCAGUUUUGUCAAGGGCCUGGAGAACAUCACGGUUGAAGCAAGACAAGAGACAGACUGCGGGUCAAUACCUCGUCAACAUGAUUACGAUCCUCCAACACCAUUGACAAAGGUCUCCCCAUCACAGACGUCCAAAAGGCCGCUGGGAGAUUUGGUCUUUGCCCGUAGCGGGGACAAGGGCGGCAACGCGAACAUUGGGUUCUGGAAGUUCAUCGAGCUUCUUGGCGAUGACUGGCAGGGCAGAUACGUGAUGGCCUCUAGUGAUGUGCCCGUCAAGAACGCUUCAGGCCGUUACGACAACGUAGAUUUUCGGAAAGCAGCAGGUUAUCAACAUCCACCCAUCAAGUGCAGCUACAACCGCCGCGAUGUUCUCCUCUUUGCCAACGCGAUUGGUGUCAAGAAAGACGAGCUUCACUUCCUCUAUGAGCUCCACCCUCACUUCGCCGCCUUUCCCACUUUUCCCAUCAACCUCGCCUUCAAGCAGACAGACCAGGAUGUUUUCGACUUCAUCGCGCGGACAACGUCGGGCCAGGUUCCAGGCGUUCCGCCUUUCGACGCUCAGCGUUCUGUAGACGGUGAAAGAGGCAUCGAGAUCAUCCGUCCAAUUCCGGUGUCCUCGGCUGGCUUGGACUUGGAGGUUCGGAAUAAGGUGAUUGGGGUUUAUGACAAGGGUGGCGCCAUGAUCUUGGAAGCAGAGCAGCUGCUUGUCGACAAAAACACAGAAACCGUUUACACCAAAAUGACCUCCACUGCAUUCGGCAUCGGACAGGGAGGCUACGGCGGGCCCCGUGGACCGGCAAAACAGGCCGUGACGCCCCCGGACCGCCGGCCGGACGCCGUGCACACGAUCAAGACAACCCCGGAAGCCGCCCUCCUCUACCGCCUCUGCGGCGAUUACAACCCGAUGCACGCCGACGAGGCGUUCGGUCAGCGUGCUGGGUUCAAGGGCUCCAUCCUCCACGGCCUCGGCACGUGGAACAUGGCCGCCCACGGUCUCCUGCAGAAGCUAGGCGACAGCGAUCCCAACCGCUUCAAGGCUUAUGGCGCAAGGUUCAAGAGCGUUGUUUAUCCCGGAGACACGCUAGAAACUCGCAUGUGGGUGGUCAAGACCGAAGGAGGGAUGGACGAUGUCAUAUUUGAGACGGUCGUUAAGGAAGACGGCAGAGUUGCGCUAUCGAAUGGAUAUGCCAAGAUUGCAAAUGCGAAAGUGAAGCUGUGA